AUGGCCAAAGUAGCAAAAACUCAAAUUCAGUCUAUGAUAACUGCAUUGAAUGAUAUUAAUAUUUUUGUUAGAGACUACACAACUGAACAUAACACAAAAACAAAACUAAUGGUACAACUAGAAGAAAUUUCCACUAUGGCAGACAAGUUUGAGGAUUGUCAAGCAAUAGUAGAAGAAGAGGAUCAAACAAAAUCUCAAAAGGAGUGGAUUGAAGAAAGAAGUUUUUUUCGAAAACUCCUACGUGGAGUAAAGGUGUCAUUAUUGGAGCUUAUAGAAAAAUAUGAAGCAACUAGUAAUUCUGUGACCGCUCCAUCGUAUAGUGAAAUUUCUAGAAGUAAAAAGUUCAACAUGUUGAGGCUUCCAACACUAAAAACACCCUCCUUCAAUGGUGAUUGGCAACAAUGGACAGCAUUCAUUGAUGAUUUCAAUACAAUGUUUCACAAUAAUGAAGAUGUACCCAUUAUCUUAAAGUUUCACUAUUUGAAAACCUGUGUUGAAGGCCCAGCAAGAGAAGUUAUUCAAAAUUUUAAGACAACUGAAGAAAAUUAUCAGGUAGCUUAUGAUGUCUUAAAAUUGAGAUACGAAAAUAAAAGUGCAAUAAUACAAUCUCAUAUGCGUUCACUACUCAAUACGCCAAAGGUGAUGUCAGCCUCUGCUAGUGAGUUGCAACGACUGCAUUAUCACAUAUCGUCAAACAUCAAUGCGCUAACAGCCUUUCAGCAGCCAGUAGACCAAUGGGAUGCUUGGCUAGUAACCCUUAUGUGCACUCGCUUAGAUAGUGUAACCGUUGCUGAGUGGCAGCUCAAACAGGACACCAAAGAGCUACCAAAAUAUAAAGACUUAGAACUCUUUUUGUCUAAUCGGAUAACAGCAUAUGAAGCUGGUGACAUAGCAAUGAUAUCCUGUUCUGACGACGCAAAUAAAACCAACGUUACUAAUAAACCUUGA
Molecule: messenger RNA, 948 nt
Organism: Macrosiphum euphorbiae (potato aphid)
Lineage: Eukaryota; Metazoa; Arthropoda; Insecta; Hemiptera; Aphididae
Source: the annotation of a GenBank genome assembly